CAAGUGUCAGGAUAUAUUUGUAAAUUGACCGCUUCCAACUUUUACUCAAAGCCAACGCCAAAGAGACUUUAUUUUUUCUUAGUUAAUAUUUAUAAACAUCAUAAUGGUGAACACCGACGUGUAUAUUGUUUCUGGAGUUCGUACCCCUAUGGGUAGCUUUGGUGGUAGCCUUGCGUCUCUUCCUGCCACUAAAUUGGGCGCAGUUGCCAUCAAGGGCGCACUUGAAAAAGCAAAGAUUCAAACUUCUGAUGUUCAAGAAGUUUUCAUGGGCAAUGUCUUGUCUGCUAACCUCGGUCAAAACCCUGCUCGUCAGUGCGCUUUGGGUGCGGGAUUGCCUGUCGACACCGUUUGUACCACUGUCAAUAAGGUUUGUGCUUCCGGCAUGAAGGCCACCAUUCUUGGCACUCAAACUAUCAUGACUGGUAACGCAGACAUCGUCGUCGUUGGCGGUGCCGAAAGCAUGUCCAAUACUCCUUACUACGCCACCAAGAGCCGUUUCGGUUCCAAGUUUGGCAACGUCGAGCUUGUUGAUGGUCUCUUGCGUGAUGGUUUGUCGGACGCUUAUGAUGGUCAAUCUAUGGGUAACGCUGCUGAACUUUGCGCAGAAGAACAUAAGAUCGACCGUGCUGCUCAAGAUGAUUUUGCCGUUUCUUCCUAUAAACGCGCUCAAGCCGCUCAAGCAUCUUCCGCUUUUGAAAACGAAAUUAUCCCUGUCGAGGUCUUUGGCGGUCGUGGUAAGCCCAACAAAAUCAUUUCUGAAGAUGACGAGCCCAAGAAUUUAAACGAAGAAAAACUUAAGUCUACUCGUCCUGUUUUCAAGGCUGAUGGUACAGUGACCGCUGCCAACGCUUCCACGUUAAAUGACGGUGCCAGUGCUAUGGUUUUGGUCUCUGGUACCAAACUUAAAGAACUAGGAUUGAAGCCUAUUGCUAAAGUUCUUGGUUGGGGUGAAGCUGCUCAAAACCCUAAUCGCUUUACUACCUCUCCUAGUCUUGCCAUUCCUAAAGCUUUGAAGCAUGCCAACGUUGAGCUUUCUCAAGUCGAUUAUUAUGAAAUUAAUGAAGCUUUCAGUGUUGUCGGUGUUGCCAACACAAAGAUUUUGGGCUUGAAUGCUGAACGCGUCAACAUCUACGGAGGUGGUGUUUCUAUGGGCCAUCCUUUGGGAAGCAGUGGCUCUCGAAUCAUUGUCACCUUGUCUAAUGUGUUGGCUCAGAAAAAUGCCAAGAUUGGCGUUGCUGCUGUUUGCAAUGGUGGUGGUGGUGCUUCUUCUUUUGUAAUUGAGCGUGUUUAAUCCAUAGAACUGUUCUGUUGUCCCCAUCUUUCACACUCGAAUAGAACGAUAUAUCCUUAAUAUCCUCGUGUAGAAGAUUCAUCUACCUGUAUGAAAUAAUUCAUUCUUUUCCUUUCGACUUCGUUGACAUUCUUGAUCCUUGUUUUUCCAAAUACUCGUUAAAAUGAUCAAACUACUCUUCUCCUUUUGUGAAACGUAAACUUGUACGUCUUUUGCUAACUGAAGUUGAACCUUUUUCUUUUUAUUUUUCGAAGCCUUGAAACACGUGCUUGUCAUUAUCAAAGAAAUCUUAAUUGCUAUUGCUGAAAUUUAACACCCAUGGAUGAAUGUUUACAUUGACUUGGGGUUGAUUCUCCUAAGUUUACUUCCAUUUACUUCUACUUUUUGAGAACCAAUACAUCCAUCUCACAUAGUGAUUUUUCUUUGUAAGUAUAUCCCAAUCCUAUUUCCCUUUUUUUUUUCAUUCAUAUAAUACAUCAAUCUAUAAUUUUAAGGUGGUACGUUAUACCUCAC
Messenger RNA from Schizosaccharomyces cryophilus OY26, 1804 nucleotides. RefSeq names its product acetyl-CoA C-acetyltransferase Erg10. The record is from RefSeq and is a predicted model, not a curated record. Gene Ontology annotation, biological process: ergosterol biosynthetic process; fatty acid beta-oxidation. The transcript is spliced from 3 exons. NCBI's taxonomy places the organism in Eukaryota, Fungi, Ascomycota, Schizosaccharomycetes, Schizosaccharomycetales, Schizosaccharomycetaceae. Gene Ontology annotation, molecular function: acetyl-CoA C-acetyltransferase activity. Bases 104 to 1291 code for a protein of 395 amino acids.